Parascedosporium putredinis is the source of this 1101-nucleotide messenger RNA. NCBI's taxonomy places the organism in Eukaryota, Fungi, Ascomycota, Sordariomycetes, Microascales, Microascaceae. The record is from the annotation of a GenBank genome assembly.
AUGGCUAACACCAAACCCACCCUUACACGUUUCAAAGAUGCCAUGAGGCAGGUCUAUGGAUCCUUUGAUGACCUGACCGCCGAGGAAGCCACCAACUGGACACCACCUGAGACACCCGGCGCCGGGGGUCACCGUGGACGGUACCUCUGGACCGAUGCCUUCGGCGUCCUCAACUUCUUAACCCUAUACAAGGAGUCCGGACAGCUUCUUUACGUCGAGCUCGCCAAGUCCCUUGUCCGCACCGUCCAUGAUGUCCUGGGACGGACCCGAGAUGGAACCGCCAGGCUGCCCGGCGCCUCGAAUGAAACUCCGCUCAAGGGCGGGCUGAGGAUCGGCAAAGUCGAUGCCGACGGCCGGGACGGUGAUGGGCAGUACCACCACUACUUGACGCUUUGGAUGUUUGCGCUCAACAGACUGGCGGUCUGCACGGGCGACGAAAAGUUCAAUAACCUCGCUAUCCAACUAGCCAAGGCUAUACACCCUCACUUCGUGUAUACGACCGUCUCCCGUUCUCUUUGCAUGGUCUGGAAGGUGUCCACGGAUCUGAAGCGCGUCCUUGUCGCCUCGGAAGGCCAUCUCGACGCCGCCACCGGAUACGUCGUGUACUCGCUGCUCCAGCGGACGGCCGGCCGCCUCAACUACUCCUUCGUACCGCACUCCCUGACGACCGAGAUUAACGAGUACUGGCAAAUGAUGAACCGCAAGGAGAAGCGGACCAUGUCUCCCAGCUCCGACACGCUGGAUCUGGGCAUGGGACUUUGGAUGUGCCACCUAGCCGGCAACGAGCUCUGGGCCAACACUCUUGGUGAAGAGAGCCUCUCUUUGGCGCACAGGGUCCUGAACCCUGAGCGAGGAUUCACCUCUCGUGCUGCUGGGAGGAGGCUUGCGUUUCGGGAGUUUGGCUUCUGCCUGGGUAUCCAAACGUACGGCAGAGACAGGUUCCUCGCCCACAAGGUUGAAGACGUGCUCCAGUUCUGGAAUGAACACUCAGAGACGUUCUCCGACGACGACCUUGGACCGAUAUCCUCCGUCAUGUAUGCGGCGGCCCUAAAGCCUGGCGCUUUCUACGUCCGUCCACCAGGCAGUAGGAGAAACUCAUAA